Messenger RNA from Pyricularia grisea, 1548 nucleotides. RefSeq lists its product as uncharacterized. Gene Ontology annotation, cellular component: plasma membrane. Gene Ontology annotation, molecular function: sulfite transmembrane transporter activity. Gene Ontology annotation, biological process: sulfite transmembrane transport; transmembrane transport. The transcript has 2 exons. Bases 1 to 1548 code for a protein of 515 amino acids. The record is from RefSeq and is a predicted model, not a curated record. NCBI's taxonomy places the organism in Eukaryota, Fungi, Ascomycota, Sordariomycetes, Magnaporthales, Pyriculariaceae.
AUGGCUGAGCGCCGCCCUCCGCCACCUCCACCGCAUAUCCGGCUAGCACCUGGUCCCGCAGAGUCUCAGCCCUCACCGCCGCCGAUUCGUCUUCAUGUUGACUUAGACUCUCAGUCCAGAAGUAGCUAUGAGGACUCGUCAACUAACGAGGAGGAAGAGGAUGAGCAGCCGAGAUGGAGGAGAUCAUCGGAAAGGCAGCCGGUGGCGGCGGCAGGCGCCGUGGGGAGGACCUCUCGCCGUAGCUCUGCGAUGGAACUCGGAGGACAUACCACUACUUCCGGACCCGAGCCCGGAUCUGGACCCGGACCUGAAUCAACUUCACCGAAGCUAUCCUGGUUUCGUAGCGCUAUCAAAAACUUUACUUCACAAUGGUUCCUCGUGCCACAAGGAGCUGGCAUCACCUCGAUAGUUCUUUACCAGUUUGAAGAACGCUUCGAUGGCCUUGAUGUUGUCUCGUAUAUAUUCUGGGCUCUAACAAUCAUCUGUCUCAUCACAUUUAUCCUAAUUUAUACCCUUCGCGUGGUAAUGUUUCCACGACAUGUCGGCAAGCUGCUCGUAAGCAACCCGGGCGAGCUUGCGUGCAUUUCCAGCGCAUCCAUCUCCUUCACCUCGGUCAACCAGAUGCUUUCACUCGUAAACCCCAGUGGGGGUCCUAGGUGGGCUUCCGUGACGGCUGGGUUCUGGUGGUUCAACGUGAGUCUGGCCAUCGGCUCUACACUCUUCAUACCGUACGCCUUUACGCGCAUUCAGCACUCCCCGUCGUCCCCCGGGGUGGCAAAACUCUCUCCCGCGACGCAGCUGCCCAUGAUCGCCGCCAUCACCCUCGCGGCCGGCGGCGGCGUCGUCUCGUCCGGCACCGGACAGCCCGCUCACGCCCAGACCCCAAUCAUCUUUGUCUCGUAUCUCUCGCUCGCCAUGGCCCUCCCGCUCAUCAUGGCCUUUACCACAAUCUAUAUCGUCCGCCUGCUCGACGGCUCCAUGCCCGAGCGGAACAAGGUCUACCAGGACAUGAUCCUGGCGGGUCCCUGGGGUCAGGCCAGCUUCGCGAUGCAGGUCCUCGGUCGCGCGCUGGUCAACAAUGCGCCCGGGAUCGCCGCCCAGAUCGCCGGCGACCUGGUCACGGAGGACUCCAUCAGGAUCUUGGGGUACAGCAGCAUGUUCAUCGGGUUCUUCAGCUGGGGCCACGCGACUUUCUGGUGGGCGUUUGCCAUCUUGAGCGUGGUGCAGAGUCAGAUCGAGGCCUGGGGCAUGAGGAAGAGGAGGUGGCUCUCGGGCGACGUCGAGGAGGACAAGGAGACGUAUACGUUGACCGUGUGGGCCUUGGUAUUUCCAUGGGGAACAUAUACCAAUGCUGCCAUACAACUUGGAAAGAUACUAGGCUCACCCGCCUUUAGAAUCUUUUCCACAAUCCUUACCUUCUGCCUCUUUAUAAUUACUCUUAUCAACCUCAUGUUCACCGUAUGGGGCCUCUGGAACGGAAGCUUGUUGGGCACCAAGCAGAAACCCAAAGAAUCCGGAGGCAGCAAGAUGCCGGCGACGUACAUAUGA